This is a messenger RNA of Hydatigera taeniaeformis, 2370 nucleotides long. NCBI's taxonomy places the organism in Eukaryota, Metazoa, Platyhelminthes, Cestoda, Cyclophyllidea, Taeniidae. The record is from the annotation of a GenBank genome assembly.
UAUGAGGUCCAAAUGAGACGAGAAUCGCCAUCCCUGAAACACGAAGUCGAAGAGGAAGAAGAAGAAGAAGAGGAGGAGGAAGAGGGGGAGGGAGAAAGAGAAGGAAAGGAAAAGGAGGGAGAAGAGGGCGUUUCUCUUGUGGAAGAGGAAGAGGUGGAGAUGGGCCAACGAACCACCAGCAUUCCCGAACCCGUAUUCACUCUUUUCGCCUUCCUCGCUCGUCAGGGCAUUCACAUCAGUGACCUCUUUCGUCGUCCGGGUAACAUCAGUCAAAUGAAGGUUAUUAGUUCCAGUUUGGCUAAAGGUGAAGUUGUAGACUGGUCCGCCUACAACGUAUACACAGUAGCAAAUGUCGCCAAGCGCUUUCUCCUUAGUGUUCCCGGCGGCAUUUUUGGAGAACACAACGAGCGUCGCCUUCUAGUGGCUGCUGUGCCUCCCAGCUCCCCUCACUCACCUCAUCCACCUUCUUCCGUUUCCGGCACCACUUCUACUACGACCACUGCAUCAUCCGCACAGCACCGUCUUCCCAGCAAACUUCAGCAUGCUCCGGGCUUCCAAACAUCUCACGUAGAGACGAUAGCGGAGGGUAGUACUGCAGGUUAUGGAAGUGGAGGGGAGAGUGGAGCGAACGUCUUUGUCUCCUCCCCCUUUACCUAUCGAACGGGAUUUUUGUGUGACUUUGGAAUGCUGCCCCCUUCGCCUGUGGAAAUUGAUCAAAUUGACUUGUUUAUUGAGAUUCUUGACACUCUGCCUCCUCCGUGCCGCGAGUUGGCGAUAAUUAUUUUCGGCAUCCUCCACAGUAUGGUUCGUCAUGCGGGUUUUGAGGUGACUACAGGGUGUCAUGCCUGCACUCCCUCCACACCUUCUCGCCCCUCCUCUUCCUUCCUGCAGGCUCCACAAACUACUUCACUCUCAAAUCCGCCCCCACCUCCACCAAUCAGAACAUUGGCCGAGGCUGUGUCCAAAUCUGUUGCUGGUGCCCUCCUUCAUACCUGUCCCCUCUCCGUUGACAUGGUCGACAGGGGCUCACAGGUUCGCUCAAUUCUAAUGACGUUAGAUAUUUCUUUUUCUACCAACUUUGAAGGCCGUGACCCAAUAGAACGAAUUUGUAUCUUGGGCUCAAAGGACUUUCUUUCUCCGCCAACCUCGGUCGACCGUGGGUGGAAGGAGGAAAGGGAGCGUGAAGAGGAGGAGGAGGAGGAGCAGCAGCAGCAGCAGAAGGAGGAGGAGGAGAAGCAGGAGGAGAGGAUGCAAACUGCUUACUUGACUUCACCCAAAAAUCUCAUUUAUCCACUUUUUAAUUCAAUGUAUAACGUAAUGCAAACCCUGAUUCUUCGAUACGCUCAUCUGGGGGGGGCAAUCACCACCUUCUACACGGACCUCCUUCUUGGACAUGUGCGCUCAAACCUCUUCUCCUCCUCCUCCUCCCCCUCCUCUGCAGUCAUUCCCUCGAUGUCUCAGGUCGUUAGCAGCUUCAUUGUGCCUCCUACUUCCACGUCUCGAAUAAAAAAAUCGAAAGGAAAAAAGACACUUCGAAAGGGCCAAGGUGUCGAGGAGGAGAAGUACACGCCACCAGUGGGUCGAAUCCUCGCAUUGGCGUCCCGGCUGCUCUGCCUUACACGAAGCCGUCUUGGAGGAGGAGGAGAAGGUGAGAGGAGCAGCCAAGCCGCCACUCACCCUUUCGCCUACACAACUCCCUCACCCUCCUCCAUAGUCAGCGUUCCACCACCUCAACCGCCAGCAACGAUAACAAAGGCUGAAGUUGCCACCAAAAUACCAGUCACUGCUGCUGUUACCGAGUUGCCGUCGGCAGAGCCAAAAGACGUCGGAAAGGAGAAUCAUGACUCUCCGAAAGAAGAAACCGAUGACUCUGAUGGCGCGGUACAUCCCCACACCCUUACUCGCUCCUACAUUCGGCGCUCCCAUAGCCGAUACCGAGCUGUUCAUCGACGUCAAAUGGAAGCGAUGCUUCGUCGAACUGCAUGGUUUCUUGGCUCCAACGUCACCACUGCCACCGCGGUCCCAGCUACCACUACCACGACUCCCGGCACCGCCCCCCAAUUGGUCGUGACCUCAGCAGGUGUGCCAUAUGCUCCAACUUCCACUCAAUCAUUGCUGGAGAUCGGAUCACCACUGGACCUAGAGGAGCAGCAGCACCAAUUUCAGCAGUUGCCGCAUUCCCCUGAAGGUCUAACAGUGCCCUUCUACCUCAGUCCGCUGCCUCGCAUCAGUGUGACAAGCAUCCGCAGUGCACCGACCUGCCAAGAGUCACCUACCACUCCUCGUCAAGUAGAUUCAGGAGAUGAGGAAGAAGAAGGAGAGAAGGCACUUGUGGAGGAACGAUCGAGGAGCAUUCCACGACUUAAGUGA